CAACAAAACAUUAUUCCAAAUUUGAAUCAAACCUUUUAUUUAAUGCAGUGUAAAAGCAAAUAAAUAUUAUCAAAUUAUGAAUAAAAAUAUAAAAUUAUUUUUCACACAAGCAAGAACAAGGGUCAACCACAAUUCUGAAACAGAAAAAAAUAUUAACACACAAUAAAAUCAAAUAUAUUAACAAUAGACUAACAGCACCUUUUAUGGAAUAGCACAAUAAAAAAUGUGUAAAAGAAGAUGAUAGCGCCUUAAAGUAUAAAUGCAGCAGAACAGAUCACAACGAUCAAUGGCACAGAUACGCAACGAAAGACUCUGGCGCUGGCGGUGUCAAUGGGCUGUUGUAACGCUUGCUGCAAUAGGAAUUGUACUGUACAAUGCUGCCGCGAACUUGUGGCUACUUCGACCAACAAACUGCUUCUACUCCACUACUUCACUACCUCAAAUCAUAGAACAGACGUGUGAGCCGUGCUUAGAGACCGCCCCAAACUCAAUUGUUGUUGACGACCCGAUUUCUCGGCUUGAUUUAAACUUAGGCAGAUGGGAUAACACAAGAUCUUACAAGCUCUUUGACUACGCCGCAGUGGGAGAUAUGUAUGUUGAUGCGUCAGCAAGUCGGCAGGUCGCCUUGGCUACUCAGAGCUCUAUCGAAAGGCUACACGAACUGCUCGCUACGACAGCGCAUUGGUCGGGUCCAGUUUCAGUAGCGGUUUUUAUUGUUGGUGACGAACUGCGAUUGCUAAGAGCAUUUACGAUGUGGCUCUUUAGAUGUCAACCAGAGUUAUACUCGAGAAUGGCAAUACAUGUGGCUACGCCAGGGUUGAAGCUAGCAGUACACGGGGAAGUACCAAGUUGGGCCAGAAACUGUGACGCAAAACCUUCGCUCAUGGGAAAAGGUGAACCGGAUUCGGCUUGGCGAUCUAGACAUCCCUAUCCUCAAAACCAUUUGAGGAAUCUUGCCAGAAAAAACUGUCAUUCGCAGUACACAUUUUUGGUAGACAUUGACAUAGUCCCUUCUAAGGGGAUGGCUGAGGAGCUGGAUAUUUUUUUUACUAAAACCCCUAAAUGUGAGUUAUGCGCUUACGUAAUACCGACAUACGAGUUAGACACACGAGUUGCAAAUUUUCCUGUGAAUAAAAAAGCGUUGCUAAGGCUAUCGAAGAAUAAAUUAGCAGUGCCGUUUCAUAGAAGAGUAUUUAUAUACAACCAGUAUGCCUCAAAUUUUACAAGAUGGGAGUCAACUGGUGGCAACGAGAGCUUGGCAACUCACGUGAGUCACAACGUGACAAACUUCGAGCUCCUGUACGAGCCGUUCUAUGUGGCGUCGGACACAGUGCCGCCGCACGAUGAACGCUUCCUGGGCUACGGUUUCACUAGGAACACCCAGGUUUACGAAAUGUUCCUCGUCGGCUAUCAAUUUCAAGUUCUAUCACCGAUCUUUACAAUACACUGGGGCUUACAGUUGCGGCGAAAUCGCCCGUUGUGGCGAGAGAAACAGAAUGCUAAAAACAGGAAACACUUCGAAACAUUUAAGAGAGAACUAUUCGCUAGGUACAGACGUGACCCACUUCAUCUGUUAAGAAAAAAUGUGCAAGCAAAAAAGACGUAGGCCUCGUCGGGCCGGGCGUGUGCGGCCGGCCUAAUAUGGACUGUAUUUAUUUUGACACUUUGAAAUGCUGCGUGAGAUUUUGAGUGGUCAAGUGACAAGUGCUAUAUAUUAUAUACAGAUGGAUGUUUUAAAUUAAGAAGAAUUUUCAAAACAAUAUUAUCCACCAUUUAGUUUAUCUACCUAUAAUUUUAAUAUUAUAUUUUACUUAAAUAAUAUGUGUAAGAACAAUUUACGUUGAAAAUAUUUUAUAAUAUAAUCGUAGGUACACAAUUGAAACGAACUUCAGACGCGUUUUUGUUCGCUCUAAAAGCUUGUAAUAUUUUAGAGUAUUUUGGUUCCAUUACUUUGCAUUGUAUUUUAUAAGUACAACAAUUGUACAAACAAGAGUUAUCAUAGGUCAUACAGACGAAUGGAAGCACGCGAUAAUAAUCCACUACAUUUAUAAGCAUUAAGAUACAGAAGCAAAAUCGUUCUUAAAUGUCGCUCCUUAUCAAAUCUUCAGUGCACUAGAUAUGUCUCAGAAUCACAUUCUACUAUACUACAAACCUACGAUCUUCAUAUUGAAUUAUUGAAUAAAGUUCAUUUACCUCACAGAACCGUAAUGAACAAUGUAUUUAAUUUUAUGUAUUAUUAAUAAACGCGGAAGGAACCUGGAGAGGGCUUCCUUCUGAAUGUAAUUUGUCUAACAAGUGCCCAAUAAUUAAUUAGGAAUUUAAUAAUAAUUUUAUAUUUAAUUCAAAUAACAUGACGCAAUUAUUUUAGUACCCCAAUGAGGCCAUCUGUACAAGGUCUCUAACUCUCAAGGUGUCUAACUCUGUUAGUCAACUUAGUUAUAAAGCAAUUUCUCCUGCGGCCUAACUCUAGAUAAUACUUUAUGCCAAAUGCAAAGGAAAGUGUUAUUUAACGGUAUUUUCCACACAUUUUUAUACGUUUUCGUUAAUCAUUGUAUUGUAGAAACUCUGCGUUCUGCUACCUUUGUGGUUACCGGAUUUUACCACUCUCUGAAAUAGCAGUAACUGUUAUGUAUUUGUUAUUGUUUAAAGUUUAAGGUAACACUUUAUUUUGUAGUGUAUAACUGUUAUUUUAACUAAGAGGCAUAACUUUUUGUAGUUAAAUAAAAGUCAUAAGUCCUAUAAACCUUGUUAAUGUUUUUAGUUUAGUAUAUUAUUAUAUUAUAUUGAAAGUAGAUGAUCAAUGAAUUUUGUGUAUCGACAAAUUAUUAUUUAAUAAUUAAAUACAUUUUAAAUGGAUUAAGACUCAAAUUUGUACGACAAUUUUUUCAUCCCGAUGAUGGUGGUGAAUGAACAGUAAUGUGUGGUAGCACGUAAAUCAAAAUAGCUUAAAUAUACUUUCAUGUUUUCUUAAUGUACAGUAAAGAUAUAUUAAGUUUUUGUAUCAAGUUUAUGUUGAUCAUAAGUAUAUUUAUUGUUGAAUAUUAGGUAAUAUUUGAUAUCUGUGUGUGUUAGAAAGAUUCUUCUCUUCAUCUGCGUACCUGAUGACAAGGGUUUAAUCGAACAAUCCUGACAAUUCCCAGAAAACAAUCAGAAGAAGAACCAACGCAGAUUCCAGAACUUUUAUAACAAAUUAAAUCUAGAUAGAUAGAUAACUUUGAUAAUCUAUUUGUAGUAAAAAAAACUUAAAAAACAAUACGAAAUGUAGUUGGUCGUAGAAAGCUGUCGCUGGCUGCCAUUGUGUCACUUAAGGCGACACUAAAUGCCAGCGACCUUGAGCGACAUGAGUUCACGGCUGCCGGCCCGCCAUUUAUGUAACAAAGCCAAUAUUUUCAAAAUUCUUGCGUGGAAAACAGUUUAUUUGCUUACAAUCCUCGUUAUUCACAACUAAUCUGAAUAAAUGAACCUACACAAAAAAGUACAAGCUAUAAGAAUAACUUUUCUGGGAGAAGUACCUAAAAAAUGCGUCACGCCAUGCCAAAAAACUUGUUUAUUUUCAAAGAAAUGUGGUAGUUCAAAAAGGCUCGGCAGUGUUAACUAUAACCAACAGCAAGCAUUAGCAACCUACAAAUAAGACUUAAGGAUAUGUGUAACAGGAUUAAGUAGUGUUCAUAGCUUGAAAUGCUAUACUUUCACCACAAAACUUGUCUUAAAACACCAUGUUUACGUAUUUUCUGCUUACUCUUCGCCUUAACAUUAACGUAACAUUAGUAAGUUACGAUCGCACAAAAAUAUACUACACCUAAGUGUUGAACAAUAAUAAUUGUUGUCUUCCUUUUUAUUUCUGUGAGUCUCUGGUUUUUUUAUGAAUCAAGUUUUCUUAUAUGCAUUUAUGUACCUUAAUUUGUGUUAAUUUGUAAACCAUUAGAUCAUAAUAUUAAGAAUUUAUAGACAUUUAAUUUUAAGUAUUCAUAGCUAAAUGAUAAU
This is a messenger RNA of Leptidea sinapis, 3984 nucleotides long. Its product is annotated as beta-1,4-glucuronyltransferase 1. Gene Ontology annotation, molecular function: glucuronosyltransferase activity. The transcript is spliced from 5 exons. The coding region runs from base 260 to 1606 and encodes 448 amino acids. NCBI's taxonomy places the organism in Eukaryota, Metazoa, Arthropoda, Insecta, Lepidoptera, Pieridae. The record is from RefSeq and is a predicted model, not a curated record.